Messenger RNA from Oncorhynchus keta (chum salmon), 1091 nucleotides. It is a transcript of the gene tomm20a, whose product is annotated as translocase of outer mitochondrial membrane 20. The coding region runs from base 112 to 549 and encodes 145 amino acids. NCBI's taxonomy places the organism in Eukaryota, Metazoa, Chordata, Actinopteri, Salmoniformes, Salmonidae. The record is from RefSeq and is a predicted model, not a curated record. Gene Ontology annotation, molecular function: transmembrane protein transporter activity. Gene Ontology annotation, cellular component: mitochondrial outer membrane translocase complex; mitochondrial outer membrane. Gene Ontology annotation, biological process: tRNA import into mitochondrion; protein import into mitochondrial matrix; protein targeting. The transcript is spliced from 5 exons.
AUCCAGUGACGCAAGAUGGGAUCAUGCGCAGUCGGUGUCCUUCACAGGAAGCGUCAGUAGCUAGCAUGCUGGCUAGUUAACUUAGUGGUGUGUCUACUCUGCUCUCCGGACAUGAUGGGGGCUAAAACCAGCACCAUGGUCGCUGGGGUGGCCGGAGCCCUGUUCAUUGGAUACUGCGUUUAUUUCGAUAGAAAACGACGAAGUGACCCGAACUUCAAGAAAAGACUACAAGAACGCAGGAGUAAACAGAAGUCUUCCCAAGAGAAGACUGUACUAAGGCUACCUGACCUGAAGGAUGCAGAAGCUGUACAGAAGUUCUUCCUGGAGGAGAUCCAACUGGGAGAGGAGCUGCUAGCACAAGGAGACUGUGAGACUGGUGUAGACCAUCUGACAAAUGCCAUAGCAGUGUGUGGUCAGCCCCAGCAGCUGCUCCAGGUGCUACAGCAGACUCUGCCUCCUCCAGUGUUCCAGAUGCUGCUCACCAAACUGCCCACCAUCAGCCAGAGAAUCGUGAGUGCUCAGAGUUUGGCAGAAGAUGACGUUGAGUGAAUGAGCUGGUGAGGUUUGUGUGUGAAACAGUGUGCAACUGCGUGUAUGGCUGACUUGGCUGUGUGGCCUUAGUCAAGAUGGCUGCCAUUGGAUGGCUUCCUCACCAACCAGGACAUCGGCUGACUGUACCCAAUGCCCCAGUGCUAUAUAAGAAGUCCUGUCCGUGCCCCCUCGUCAGUCUACUGUAAAUAAUUUCCUAUGCAGUAGCCCUCAUUUCAGAUUCUAAUAACUUGACAAACUAAAUGUGUUGUAUUAUUUAGCCUAAAAGUGAGUUUUUUAUUUUUUUUAACUAAUACUCUAGAUUAUGUAGAGAUUAAGCAUCAUUUCAAAAUGUGGUGCCGCAGAGGACAUUUUCCCUAUUUAUACAUGAGACACUAUGUAAAGAGUUUGACUCUGUUUGUCCCUGUCAUGUAUAGUCCACCUCACAGUGAACAUAUCUUUAUUAGGUCGAUUGUUUUCUAAGAUAUAUGUGGAAUAUUAUUAUUAUUUUUUUUUUUUGUAAUUCUGAAAUCCAAGUCAUGAAAUAAAAAUGUGAGAAUGUA